This is a messenger RNA of Suncus etruscus (white-toothed pygmy shrew), 2345 nucleotides long. RefSeq names its product GLE1 RNA export mediator (gene GLE1). Lineage: Eukaryota; Metazoa; Chordata; Mammalia; Eulipotyphla; Soricidae. Gene Ontology annotation, molecular function: phospholipid binding; translation initiation factor binding; inositol hexakisphosphate binding. The coding region runs from base 81 to 2138 and encodes 685 amino acids. Gene Ontology annotation, biological process: regulation of translational initiation; poly(A)+ mRNA export from nucleus; regulation of translational termination. The transcript has 16 exons. Gene Ontology annotation, cellular component: cytoplasm; nuclear pore cytoplasmic filaments; nuclear pore. The record is from RefSeq and is a predicted model, not a curated record.
GCGGGUUGCGAGCGACCACUUCCAGGGUCCGAUUCGCAGCCCAGUUCGGUCACAAGCGGCCGCUCGCUGGGCUCUCCGCCAUGCCGGCGGACGGGCGCUGCUGGGAGACUCUGCAGGCGCUGCGCCGCUCCGAGAAAGGCCGCCUGUGCUACCACCGCGACUGGCUGCUGCGGGGCGAGGAUGUUCUGGGAGAAUGUGUGUCCCUUCCCAGGCUCUCUUCAUACUCUGGAUGGGUGGUGGAUCAUGUGUUACCCUACACACAAGAGCGCCCACCUCCCUCGGAGGAGUCCGAGCAACCUUCCUGUGUCCCCACGUCUCCUGGAAGAAAUGCUGCCAUGUCCCCAGCAACUCCAGAUGGAACCCAGGACAAACAAGAAUCUCAGCCCAUAGAAUUGAAAGCACUUCAUUCCAGCCGGGGGAUGAAGGUAGAAGGCUGCAUCCGAAUGUACGAGCUGGUGCACAGAAUGAGAGGAACAGAAGGCCUGCGGCAGUGGCAGGAGGAGCAGGAGCGGAAGGUGCGCGCCCUGUCUGAGAUGGCAUCGGAGCAGCUUAAGCGCUUUGACGAGCACAAGGAGCUGAUGCAACACAAAGAGUGCCAGGAACUGCGGGAGGUCAUGGAGAAGAGCUCCCGUGAAGCCCUGGGGCAGCAAGAGAAGCUGAAAGCAGAGCAUCGCCACAGAGCCAAGAUUCUCAACCAUAGGCUUCGAGAAGCAGAGCAGCAGCGCCUGAAGUUGGAGGAGCAGGAGCGACUUCGCAAGGAAGAGGCUGAGGGCCGCCUGCGCAGCCUCUACGCCCUGCAGGAGGAGCUCCUGCACCUCAACCAGCAGCUGGAUGCCUUGGCCCAGCAUCUGCACCUGCUCAAGGGGGAUCCCGACACCUUCCGCACCCGUGGAAACCAACUGUGCAGCCACAUCUCUGCCCUCAUUCGUGGCUCCGGGGAGAAUCGCUCUCCCACAGCAGAGGACCAGGCUGUGGCAGAGAAAGCGCUCCAGGAGAUGCGCGACCUCCUUGCCAACCUGCAGCAGGAGGUGGCCACGGCAAAUGAAGAAAAGCGGCGGCAGGAAGAAGCGGCCCGGGUGAAGACUCAGGAAUCUCACACACAGAAGACGCCUGAGGUCCACAAGGACUUGCCAGCUCCCUGCCAGGGCUCCAGAGGGAAACAGAAUGAAGAUCUACAGGUGAAGGUCCGGGAUAGCACCAUGCAGUGGUACCAGCAGCUGCAAGACGCAGCCAACCAGUGCAUGUUGGCCUUUGAUGGCCUCACCAACGGCAAAGACAGUCAGACCAAGAAGAUAAAGAUGAACCUCCAGAAGGCAGCCACCAUCCCCGUAAGCCAAAUCUCCACCAUCGCAGGCUCGAAGCUGAAAGAGAUCUUCGACAGGAUUCACAACCUGCUGUCUGGCAAACCUGUUUAUUCCGGGGGCCACUCUGUAUCGGUCACUCAUACCCCCCAGGGACUGGACUUUGUCCAGUACAAGCUAGCAGAGAAGUUUGUGAAACAAGGAGAAGAGGAAGUGGCCUCCCACCAUGAAGCUGCCUUCCCCAUCGCCGUGGUGGCUUCUGGGAUCUGGGAGCUCCACCCCAGGGUGGGAGACCUCAUUCUCGCUCAUCUGCACAAGAAGUGUCCUUACUCAGUCCCAUUCUACCCAGCUUUCAAAGAAGGGAUGGCUCUUGAGGACUAUCAGAGGAGUCUUGGUUACCAGGUUAAAGAUUCCAAAGUGGAGCAGCAGGACAACUUCCUGAAGCGCAUGUCGGGUAUGAUGCGCCUCUAUGCUGCCAUCAUUCAGCUCCGGUGGCCAUACGGGAACCAACAGGAGACGCACCCUCACGGCUUAAAUCAGGGCUGGCGCUGGUUGGCACAGAUCUUGAACAUGGAGCCACUGUCUGAUGUGACCGCCACCCUUCUCUAUGACUUCUUGGAGGUGUGUGGGAAUGCCCUGAUGAGGCAGUAUCAGCUCCAGUUCUGGAAGAUGAUCCUUCUCAUCAAAGAGGAGUACUUCCCCAGGAUUGAAGCCAUCACCAGCCCGGGGCAGAUGGGCUCCUUCAUUCGCCUCAAGCAGUUCUUGGAGAAAUGUUUGCAGAACAGGGAGGUGCCCGUCCCCAAAGGCUUCCUGACUUCUUCCUUCUGGCGUUCCUGAUGCCGCCCGUCGCCAGCUGCCGCCCCAGUCCACCACCACAUGAUGCAGAGGCAAUAAAAGGCCCAGAACUGGCUGCCGCAGAAGGAGUCUGUCCAGUGUAGAUUCCUACCAAUGUGUAUUUUUCUACAUUUGUAACUUGUGAUGUGGGAUCACAGAAUAUAGUGGUCCUGAACAUAUGUGAUAGCCCCUCUCAGGAUCUGUGUGACA